Molecule: messenger RNA, 744 nt
Organism: Choloepus didactylus (southern two-toed sloth)
Lineage: Eukaryota; Metazoa; Chordata; Mammalia; Pilosa; Megalonychidae
Gene: CDC26
Product: cell division cycle 26
Exons: 5
Coding region: 238-492 (84 amino acids)
Biological process (GO): anaphase-promoting complex-dependent catabolic process; regulation of mitotic cell cycle; protein K11-linked ubiquitination
Cellular component (GO): anaphase-promoting complex
Source: RefSeq, a predicted model, not a curated record
AGAUUCCUGGUGGGUGCCGAGGUUCCGGGAACUGGCUGAGCUCAUCCAGCUUGCAGAGAUUCAGAGUGAGAUGAUGGUUAUGAAGGCGUCUGGUAAUCCGUACGCAAGAAACUCUCAGUAAAGCCCUGUGCCCCGCUGGGUGCUGGAGCAUCAGAGGCCAAGCACAACAAGUGUUUAUUGAAUGGAAUGACUUAUCCAUUUAGACCCUGAGGAUCUGUGAACUGUGUUGAUUACAGUAUGCUGCGACGAAAACCAACUCGCCUGGAGCUAAAACUUGAUGACCUUGAGGAAUUUGAGAGCAUUCGAAAGGACCUGGAGACCCGUAAGAAACAGAAAGAAGAUGUGGAAGUCGUGGGAAGCAGCGAUGAAGGAGCCAUUGGGCUCGGCAGUGACCCCAAGAGCCGGGAACAAAUGAUAAAUGAUCGAAUUGGUUAUAAACCCCAACCCAAGCCCAACAAUCGUUCAUCUCAAUUUGGAAGUUUUGAAUUUUAGAGGUGGAUUAUCUUGCACGCCAGAGCCCUGGAGUGGAGUAAAAUGAUGGCAGAUGCACAAACAAGAUUUAGAGAAUUGAGUGUUUGCAGUCAAAUAGAGUGUUUUACCCUCCUGCAGAGAGAAAUACUUCUGCAUGAGAUUACUGAUGCUUAACUAUUUAAAGCUGGAAUCCAAGCUCUGGUUUGUUUCUGAAAAAAAUUUUUUGACUCUAUAAAACUUGUCUGAUUUUUGCUUUUUGAAAUAAACAUAUUU